CUCCUCCAGAUCAGGUGAUCAGCGGAUUCUGAGUGUUACCUUUUCGGGGCUGGUCGUGCAGCUCGCCCCGGGGGGAGGAGGAGGAAGAGGAGGUGGUAGUGGUUGUAGUAUUGGUGGUGGUGGUGGUGGUGCAGCAGCAGCAGUAGGAGCACUGACAACAGCAGAGAGGAGGACUGUAGCUACUAUAUCCAUGCUCCUGAAGAAAGGAUCGGGCACAGUAUGGGCUGACUGACCACACAUCUAUUUUGGGGCUUCUUUCUUGAACUGUCUUGAACGAUGGACGAGCCAAACAUCCUGAGACGCCGUGGUCUACAGGUAAACGAGUCUUCCACGACAGCAGCCGGAUGUAGUUGGCAAAUAUCAAUUGAUACGAUAUUAUGUAGCAUUGGCGACGUGGCAUGAUGUGAGGGAUUGCUUUAGGAUUAGCUUUAGGUGUAGCAGUCGAAAUGUUUUAUUUUUAAAUUUUAUUAUUGAUUAAUUCUCCUUUACAAUAGUGUAGACCACUGGUUCAUCUUUAGGAUUCUUAAAAUGUCUUAAAUGUGGUGUUGAACCUUUAACACAGUUGUUGGUGGAGGCUUUAUAAUGUGUUCAUAGUGUCUGUACAGUAGAGAAUCUCGUGUUUAUUUUGGGGCUGGCCAUUGGUGCUCUGGUGGAUCUGGUUGCCUAGGUGAUAGGAGCAUGAAACCCGGGGAUGAUUGGCAGAAACAUCCCUUUAAUCUCCACCCUGGUAGCAUGUUUAUUACCAAGAAAUGCCCACAAUAAGAAUAAUGAGGAGUUUUUUUCCCCCUUUCUCUCCUGUAGUUCAUUCAUGUGUGCAUUCUCUGCAUUAAUGAGGGGGCUGUAUUAUUCCUCCUGAGGAGAUGAUGUUUUUGAUGAAAGACACAGUACAAACUGGGCGUUCACAUUCAGUAUUUGUGAAUAGUGUCUGAUUUAACCAUACCUUCAUCUGCAAUUUAGAUGUACUUGAAGUAGAGACCCUUACUAAAAAAGGACAUGAUGUUAGUCAUCAGAUCAUUCAUGCUUUGCCACUUUAUCUACUGUGGUGUUAAAAGGAAGAAUAACAUUAGUCUAUUAAUGCUUGAGUGUUUUGUUUUGCAGUAAAAGUACAGUUGAAAUGUUUUCAUUUGGAUAAGCGUUGUUUUAAUGUCUAAAUUGUGUUUUAUCCAUUAACAGUAUCUCAUCAACUAUCAUAUACAUUAUAUUAAUCAAAUGCUUAUUACAUUAACUAAGCUAAAUUGUAAAUAUUAUAUUUAUUGAUCAGUUUGUAAUAUUGUUUAUGCUUUGGCAAUAUUGUUUAGACUCUCACACCAAAAAACUCUCACACCUCAACUAAACUGAAAUAUAAAAAACAGGAGCACAUGUAACCUUUGAAAGGGGUAUUCCAGGGUAAACUUAAUUUAGGGUCAAGCACACCAUAACACUGAGUUAGACAGUUGUACCAACUUUAGUAAUGACAACACGAUAGCAAUACACAGCGGUCUGAGGAGCCAUAAACAAACCUCAACCAAAACGCCACUCUAUAGCCACAAAUAAUGCUCAGAACAGCACUUCAUCAACAGUACAUAAAGGGUCCCAGACACAGCACUAGCCACCAAACAUCUUUUUACUUCUGCCUAAUUUCUUUAGCAAAGAGACUAAACACAACUCACCUACUCUCUUCCAGCAGCCGCUUGUUUGUAGCGAGACCUCGGUCCAAUCCAUUAUGGACUGCUAUGUGGUGACGCAGCUCAAGGAGGAACAUUUAUGAUCAUUACUUUAUCAUUUUCUUGAAGUAAUAAUCAUCAUAUUAAUCAUUUUGCACUGCAGACACAGUAGUUCUUCUGCCUGAGCAUCUCGGUCCGAUUGCAUUUCCAUGAAGAAAUAAUCAUAAAUGUUCUUCCUUGAGCUGCGUCAUCCCGCUGUUGUCUGUAAUGGACUCGCCCGAGUUCUUGCUACAAACAGCAGUAAGACAGAAGCAAGCAGUUGACAGCAUUCAUCUCUCAAGGGGGUGUCUAACUUUAAUUAAUUUUACGCCGGAAUAUCCCUUUAAGUCUGUUGCUGUUUCAUUUAUUUAACCAGUCAUGCAAAAGUCCACACUGUGAGGUGGUAGCAUUGUGCCCGUUUUCUUCAAUUUGGUGGAUGUCUCUUUCACCAAUAAGUAAUAUGAUGCAUUCGAGCGUCCUUGGUGUCACUCUUAUUAUUCAGAAGUAGUCGCUGUUGUAGGACUUUGACCAUUUGGACUCAAAUAUUUGACACUGCCAAGUAAUAACUGGGAAAGUGGGGUGAUACAGUAGCAGAAGAGAAAAAAAAGAAGAGCAGACAAGCAUUGAGAAAAGUAAAAUUCAAAGCCCUUUGUUGGAAAGUCAUCAUUGAAAAGAUAUGAAGUGUGACUGGCUGAAAAAAAUAUCAGAUUUUCUUUUGAAUUUUACAACUUUCAGCUCCAAUUAUGUGUCUAAAUGUGACAGCUAGAUACUUGCUGAGAUGAGCUGGCUUUAGAGAAAUGGGGAGGAUAACGUCAGUGAAUUAGCUUCAUCUGGAUUUUGUGCAUUAGCAGCUCUCUCAGGAAAGCCACCCCUCCUUGUCCUGCAAAAUCCUGAUUGGCAAGGGCUAUUAAGCAGUUGCCGGAGCUCAAAUGCAGUACCCGUGGGCCAGUAUAGAUUUAUCCUCACAGUUAACAACCUCAGGACCCACUGAUCUGGAGAGAAAGUAGGGCACACUGCAGCUGAUGAUAUUUGCACUAUGAAAGGAAGUCAAGUAGGAGGGGGGCGGGGCUGCAUGCAGGGAAAGCCAUAUACAAAUCCUUGAAAAUCCUAAAUAAAUGCCACAAUCUUCCCUGUUUGCUUUAAGGAACCUGUUAUGUCUCAAGUACCCCAAAUAAGAGUUGUAAAAUCCUUUUAAAGCUCAAAUGCUAUAAAAAUGUCUACUAUUAAGUCAGUGCAAACAAAAGUAAGAAAAUCACGUUUUACACUCAGUUUUUUAAUGCCCUAUUCUUAUGUCCAUUUUUUUUCCUCCAUUUCUCCCCCUCUAGAAAGAGCUGAGUCUUCCGCGCAGAGGAAAUGUGUAAGUAAUAACACUUUGCUGUCUGUUUUUGUCUCCUUCUGCCCCACUCUCCUUACCUCAUACCAGCUGAGCAGGUGCCUGUCAGUCGACAGUUUUACUGCUCUCACAUGUCGUACUUAACACAUUUACUUGACCCUCUACUGAGAGGAAGGAACAUUAUGGGGACUGCUUUAAAGUCAGAGCAGCCUCACUGCUCAGACAGGUUUUAUGUAAACUGUGAAAGGGAGGGUUAGAGAUAGAGAUAAGGUGCAAAAACAUUUGAUAUGACAAACUGGAGCGGUCAAUAUAUGCACAAAAUCUCAGUAUGUGGGUCAAGAAGUUAGCUCAUCGCCAAAAAUACACACUUGUGUGAAAAUGUAAAUAUUUGAGUUAGUUUUUCUAGCUUUGCAGCAGCAGCAGAGUUAAUAAUGAGGUUACAACAUUGUUGACCAUUGAAAUAUUUAACUGAGCAAACAAGCUGAGCCAGCUCAUACAGGUAUCUCCUUUGAGCUGUUUGUUUUCUUAAUCAUUUCAUGUGUUGCACAGAAGUGUUCACAGUUCAAAACAUUGGGUAGUCAAUCAAAUGAGGACUCAAACAUGUAAACACCAAGAGGAACUCGCUCAUGUUUUUCCAAAUAGAGAGCUCCCUCAUACCAACAUCCGUCUCUACUGUCUCUUUGACCUGUUUAGGGGCUUUCCAUUAUCUGUAGAGGAGAGAUAACCUGGCCAGUUUCACUGUGAGUCACAGCAAUUGCUCUGUAACCUGAAACAAUGAAUAGCAGAUCACAGGGGGAAGACUGACUGAAUUGAAGAGAUAAAAAAGGAGAAGUUGCGUUUUCUGUGGGGCGUGUGACUCUGUUCACACAGUAUCUAUGGUGGUACGCUCAGGGUGGGAUACUAAAAUGCUGCUACCAUCAAGUAUUUUAGACAGAUUAUUCAAUGGCUAGAGUGAUAUCAUAUUUGAAUUGGUGAGCACCAUGAAGAAAAACUUUGGCUGCAGUGAGAUCACAACAAAUGAACACUUGGCCACUUUGUAGCUAAUAUUUCAAGGAGGUAGGUAGUUGGGAAUUGUAAAAUUUAGACAAUUAAUUCAUGGCUAAAAGUAAAAUUAAAAUAAAAUAUUAAAAAAUUCUCAAGUUGAUACAGAUCAAAUGCAGAGGUAGCUUACGACUUACAUGUGCGGAGCUCUAGGUAAGAAUGAGGCGCAUCAUUUGUUAGCUAAUGUUUAGUAAUAAUGUUUAUAAUGUCCUGGUUAAAUGCCAAUGCAUUGUUGUCUAAUAGUAACAGGUUAUUAAAAAAAAGUGACACACGAACAGUUUGUAAAACUUACUUUGCUUAAAGGACUUGAAACCUGGAUCACACAAGAAAAAUAUUUAUCAGUAGUUUAGAUUUCUGUCUGGGGUGUGAUGACGAAGUGAAACAGCUGCCACAGUUCAAGCUAAUGCAGUUUCAGUUGUCAUCACAAUAUAACUAAUAAUAAUCUACACUGUUGAAAAGAAAUGCUGUUCUUCUAUGAGUCAUGUAAUGUGUCACCUUCUUUCUUGAUGUCUGUCUCAAUUGCCCUUGUUGUUGUUCAUCAAUAAGGAGAAAAAGAGUGAACAGUGUCAGAGAUGGAGACCUCAGACCAGCGGUCCUUUGCGGAUAAUGUGGUUGAGCUUGUUUUGUCCCUCUGUGACCUCCAGCAUACAGUUUAUGUGGACAAUUUGUAGUUUAAAUGUGUGGUCAAGAUUAGCACUUCCAAGUCUGAGGCCAUGGUUCUUAGCCAUAAAAUAAUGGACUGCCCCCUUGAAUUUGAAUUGAGUUUUGUGAAGGAGCUCAGGUAUCUCUGGUUUGCUCUCAGACAGACUAUGGGUUGUUGUGCAGGGCUUUUGAGGUAGGUAAAAAAAGAAAAAGAAAAAAGGAAGGCACGGCCAAGGCAAAGCCAUCAUGUGGCUAAAAUGACUUUCCCCUUAUCCCACCCUUAAAUAGUUAGAAAGGAGCUACAUCAGCUUUCCUUGGAGUUGAAGGUCGUCAGUACAGUAGAAGAUGUAAUCCGAAGAAUCUGUCCUCUGUUAAAGGGUUUACAUCCGCAUAAAACUGGUCAGAAAUCUUGGGCAGAAUUUGAAUAAUUGUGGCGAUUUUAUACGCUUAAGGCUUGGGUAAUGCUCAGGGUCAAUCAGGGGAUAGAAUUGAGUGAGAUGUUUGGCUAUAUUUCUGAAUCUGCUGCCACCACAACCAGAUUUCGAUACACACUAGGAACCAGGCUUAUGAUUUCAAUUUUGUCAUUUAGAAGUUUAUUGAGUUUUGAAUAUUUAAACCACACUUUGAAUUCUUUCAGCAUGAGCUGUUCAGUCCUUGAAAUCCAUGAAAAUCACAUGAGGGUCUCAGUAUUCCUUGAUGACAAAAUGUUGCAUUCAGGUUAACUCGUAAAUUGUAGUGCUAAUAGGACUCACUGUACAUGCGACAUUAGUGCAUGUAAGAUUAACUAAUUUAAACAAGCCACAAGUUAAUAUUUGACCUUGAAACACAAUAUUCCUCAUUCUUACACUCAGGGAGAUUUUAGGGGCGGAUCAUGAGGGAUGCUCAGCCCCUGAAAAGAUUGUGAUAUGUGAAUAUAUUGUCAGUUUAUGAUCUGGUGGGGAAACAAAAUAUCAUAUCAGUGUAAAAGGAAAAAAUAGAAUACACUGUUAUGAAAAUCUGGAGGUGCUUUUAUUAUUAUUUGUGUAAUAACAAUAAUAAUAAUAAUAAUAAUAAUAAUAAUAAUAAUAAUAAUAAUAAUACAUUUUAUUUGUGGGGGCCUUUCAGGGCACUCAAGGACACCUUACAGGGCAAUUAAAAGACACAUCAGUAGAAUAGUAAAAUCAAUAAAAACACAUCAACACAAAAAAGUAUUAGAUAAAAAGUUGUAAGUCUGGACUCUGCAGCAGAACAUCAAAUGCUAGUCUGAGUAGGCCUGUCUGAAAUACUGAGUUUUGAAAUGGGAUUUGAAGAUUGAGAGUGAGUCAAUGUUCCUAAUGUCAGGGGGGAGGGAGUUCAUUAUCAUUACAGGUACAGGUGAUCAUUAUUAUUUCAGGUAACUGUAAGUUAUGGAGAAUCCAUAUUUUAUGACAAAUUGAAAAACACAAUGUGUCAAUAAUUAUAAUACAGCUAUAAGAUAAAGUGAUAUGACUGUUCUGUAAUGUAGCUUACCACUUGCAAAUUAGGAUGACAAGUUUUCUAUUUUAACUAUGCAGAGUCUCUCCCUUUAACUCUGUCUGGUAAAGGACCCACAAGUUAAUAUUAUCUUACCAAAAUAACCUACCAUUUGCUUUGUUUGAUUUAAAGUAUUUUUGAUUUACUCAAAACAAUAUAUACAAUGAAAGAUUCAGAUAUUUCCAAAAUGCCUGUCGGUUUCAAACUAUUGAUGAGCACAUGGCACCGCUAUGAUAUUUUGAGGUGUGCUGGAAUGACAACGCAUAUGCUUAUCCUACUUUUAGCUGGGAGUUGUAUGUGUGCUUGUAAGUAACCCCACAUUUCCGACAGUCCUUGAAGGCAGCGUUGCUUCCUCCUCCCUCCGGCGCGAGCUGACGCGGCUGCGCGUUGCGGCGUUGCUGUUGCUGCUGGAAAGUUUGUAUCACACACUCCUUGUAUUUUGACAAAGCUAUCACUCGACAAUGUCACAGCUGGUGAAGGACAGACUGUUUGGUGAAUUGAGCUGGUAACGUCCACCGAGAGACGGAGCGGGACGGACAUGGCCGUUACAGUCUGUCAUCACCUCGGAGCUGCUGAGCCGCGGGACUGGGGUCAGUUUGUGGCGGAGCUGAAUGGAGUUUCAGUCGUUGGACAUUGCGUACUGGCCUAACCUCCGCCUAUGAUACCAAGUCCAUAUGAGAAACUGGCGAGCAUGAGGUUCCCACAGUAACAAGAGGAUAUUUCUCAUCUGCAUUGGAUUUAUCUGGCGCACCACAAUCACCAUGUCUGACCAAAACUACUACUGGACAGUGUUGCCGAGCUACAAAACUAGUUUUGUGACCGGGGCCAUGAUGAAAAGAUCCAAAGGGUAACGUCGAAACAUUUCUUAUCAUGUAUUUUUCAUGCAGACAAAAGCUGUAUAGUGUCGUUAAAACUGCCGCAAAGCGGAAACGUCUGCCGAGCCUGUAGUUGACAUCAGCUCCCCGCUGUGCUUUUUACCAUUCACUGUCCGACAAACAAGCAAUUUGUUGAACCUUUCUGCUGAGCACGUAAACGCAACCCCCGCAGUGUCUGGUGUCAUUAUCAGCAUUACAGCUCAGAUUGAAAAUGCCUCUGUGGUGUCUGUGAUAAGCCCACAGUGCGAUACUGUAUGUGUCGGCUACAUCCGCCCCAGUUUUUGUUUCCGACAGAGAAACGUGGCCAUUGUAGGGAGUUGUGUUGUGAAUGUGGGCAGACUGCAUUGUCUGCCACCAGCUGUCGCAUACAACGACACAAAGUCCCUGUGCUGCUGAUCGAUACACUGAUCUGGUUAGUGGGGCUGUGGUGUUGAUGAUGUGCCAUUAUCUGGGAAGGUAAAUGUAAUCUGCACUCACAAAGUCGAGCUGUGAAAAACCCUGUUAGGACUCUGAAUGACAAUCAGUGAGUUUAUAGCGAUCUUAUCUCUCUCUGUGUGGCUUUUAAUGACCCUUGAGGUUUUAUUUUUGCUGUGAGUUGUUGUUUUUUGUUAAUCUGAAUCUACUCUAACCAAUACUACUGAUAUUUAUCACAAGACUCAAAACCCUGACCUGUUUAAAAUGUGUCACCCUGAAUAGACAUAGGCUCCUGGAGACAUCUUUCCAGCUAUAAACUUUUCCACCAGGCUUGGAAACUGCAUCUGUCAUGCAGCAUGACUUUUAAUGUAGCUCAGUGAGUAAAUGCAGUCCUUCACCAUCAUCAGCAGACAUAUGAGACUUGCAGGCCUACAUCUCAGUGGCCUACAUUCAUCAUGCUACAUGGCUGCCUGCCCUGCAAGGUCCCUGACAAACCAGUAUUGUUGGUCCCAAAUAUGAGGAGCUUUAUCACUGCCAGCUGGUGAUACAGCUCUCUCAUGGUCAUGGUGUGAUACAGAGAAGCUUUCACGCCAGUUUUUGUUCGAGGCUCUGUGGUGUGAAAAAAAAAAAGAGUCUGUUUAUUUCUCUCUUUAUUUGAAUUAAAUUGUUCACACCCUUAAGAGUUCACUCUGUGUUUGGUGUCUUGUUAAAGCCAAAGUCACACAUGCAUUGGCUCUUUUUCCUUUCCGCUCCUGUGCCGCCUCUGCCAGUUUGAUGUUUUUGGGUUGGGGGCCAUAUACUGUAUGAAAUCUGCCUCAGCACCGACCCAGAAACGUCAGGCUCUGUUAAUGUCGUCUGAGCCCCUCAAUUAUUUUAGACCAUCGCCAAGGAGAAACAGAGCUGGCAUCAAGCUCGACAUGAUGAAACAGAGAGCAUGAUGGGAUUACAUCCAGCUUUGUGGGGGAACGGAAAAACAAACUGAAAAGGAUCCCUAAUCCUUUUCCAAAUGUCGACGGUAUGGAGAGAGCACCAGGCAUAAACAGGCCUUAUUGCACCUUAUACAUUCAUGCACAUAGAAGGAGAAAAUGACAUUUGAACUCCCAAGUUACUGCAUCAUAAUGACACUCGCAGCAUCUAUGUGGGUGAGUGUGCUUAGAGUAAUUCCACUCUGUCAUAUCUGCCAGCUUUUAAACCGAUCUGCUAGUCAAAACUUUUAUAUGUGACCUUUCAAAGAACAGGGUUUCCUUCCAGAGCUCCAAAUAAGUGAGUCACUCACAAGAGAAAAGGUUAAAAAAACUCUGAAUUUUGACAAUAAAAUCACCAAAUUUGGGCACAACUUGUGCAGUAGCCUACCAGGAUACAGUAUGGAAUGGAAAAACAAUCAACAAUCAUUGAUUUUUGAACCUAUAGAUCUGUCUGUGUCAUCUACGUGUGGGUAAAGCAUGUGUUUGAAUCCAAAGUGAUGAAUCUUUAAUGGUAUGGACAGCAUGUUAUGUCCUAAAGGGUUCAGUUAUGUCAUGGGAGUCAUUCACUUUCAGCAUUCUUGUGCAUCAUUGUGUAACAGGCAGUUAGGGCUGUUUUUUAAGAGUCAGGUGCUCUCGCUGGUCUUUCCAGAUGUUUCCAACACUCACAUGAAAAUACUCACAGUCACAGGAGACGUCAUCCUACACACAUUUUUGUGCAUAUGUAGUCUCCAUACUUCUCAUUUAUCUUAUCCUGAGCAUUCCCAUCACCACAAACACUCUUAUUUUACAAAGGCAACUGUGAAUGUCAUAUUUGUACAGAUAAAUGAGUAGCUGUAAAACAAAGUACACAUUAGGGGUAUCCUGAUACGAUAUUGAUUUUGGUCCGAUAUCAGCAAAAAAACGAAUAUCGGAUUAUAUCAGCCUGCAUCUAAAAUCUCCGAUAUAUCAGCACUCUGGCACAAGCGGUCCAUUCCAGACUCUGUUCCGACACCUCUAUCUAGCAGUGCCCUAAUCCAGCAAGCUGAACCCACAAAAAUUACAACAACAGUGUGUACUAAGGUACUAACAAAGUAGCAAGGAGUAAGAGUGAUGUUGGCCUUGUGGCUGAAAAAGACGUCGCAGCUGAGUAAAAAAAUUUUGUGCCAAUAUCGGAUCAAUAUCAGUAUCAGUCAAUGUUAAAGGCUAAAAUAUCUGUAUCGUAUCGGAAGUCAAAAAGUUGUAUCGGGACACCCUUUGUACACAGAGGUAGUUUGAUACUCUGUGUUUACAUGUUUGCAGCUAAGCAUGCAAGGUCUCUUUACAUGUCAACUAAAACUCACGGUAUCCCUGCACUUAUCUGUCUUUUUGCUGUCAGGAUCAACAGUCAGGGCUCAUAGGUUGAUAAUGUUUUGGUUUAUUGCUCUGAUAAUAACACACUGUAAACAACGUGUGCUGUGUGAUCGUGUUUGUAAUUGUGUUACAUAACCAAAUGUUUUCUCUCUGCUGUCUGUUUGUUUGCCUCCUCUCACAGAGCCCGUAACAACAAAAGAAGGAGUUUAGCGGUCGGGACCCCGUCGCCCACACUCUCAAGGCCGCUUUCACCUCUCCCACUUGCCACAGGUGCUUAUGUUUGGUUUUUUUAGUCGUGCUGUUGUGCUUAUCAUUGAGUGUUAUUGUUCUGCAAUUAGACCAGAGGCUAACUAUGUCAGUAAAAAAGGACAAGACCACAUGAGGAACAGAGGAAUGUUAGCUGCUUUGUGCCUUGAGCUUAACACUUGAUGCUCUAUGUCACAAGAGGAGCACUGGUUUUCAUUGCCGUGGGUCCUUGUGUUCCCACAGUAUAGCGCAUUAGAGAUAAAGAAGUUUCCCUCCUCAUGAUGAUGUUUGUUGUUUUGUUUCCUUGAUCCAGCUGCCUGGAGACUGAUAUUUAGAGUUAUUCAUUCGCUGCUCCCAUUUUUUAAGUGACUCAUGGCGUGGUAGUGCUUUGCCCUCAAGGGCUGGCAUAAAAACCUCUCAGUGACCCUUUUAAGAGGACCUAGUGUGAUCAACGACGGUCUGUUGAAACAGAGGCCCAGUCAACUUCUGUGGGAGUGUGAUGGUUUUAAAAAGAUUUGAUUGUUCCAUGUUAAAAUGUGAAACAGAAGUAGUCCACAAUACGAUGAUUCAUGCAGAUUAACCUUUUUAAGUCAUCAUGUGAAACAAGAGGGUGGCCUAGGAUUGCUCAACAUGUAAACGGUUCACAGCAUGUUUCACUCAUUUUGGAAAAAUUCUGUUUUCUUCUUUAGCUGGCAGCAGCCCUUCAGAGAGCCCUAGAAACGUCUCUGCAAGCACUUCUGCCAACUCCCAGUUCGCCCGCAGGUAAGAAUUAACCAAAUGUUCUUGAAUGCAGAUUUGAUACUUUUCCAAAAAAGUGGAGUAUUUUGUAGACCGACUGACUUCAGCGUGGGCACAUCAUCCAGCAGAUAGUGAACUGACAAAGCAGCAGACGGUAGAAGUUCAAAUCUGAGCAAAUAAAAAGCAAUAGGAGUGUAAUGCAGAAAGCCAAAAGCAAAACGAAGACAAAUCUAAAAGCACACCACAUGAAGUGAAGAAACUUGGAUUUAAAAGAGUCGAGGAGUCCAAGAUGAAUUAUGAACAUGCCCUGACUUGUUCCCUUUUACCCCUAUAGUGGGAAAGACGCAAAGGAGAAGCAAGUCCAACCGGCUGAAAAGGCCCCAGGGCCACUCGCUGGACACUGGUCUUGGCAUUUUUCAAGCCAAUUACUGUGGCAAGUCUGUGCACACACUCAUUACUCAGGGCUGCUGUGAUUAUGGGAGAAGAAAUGGCAAGGCUUGCCCACUUAUCACGCAACUGUGUGUAUCUUCACUGGGGUUUGGAGGAAUAGUAGCUGGAAUUGGCCCAGGCUUAGAAAAUAGUUUGUUUUGCAACUUGCCAGGAAGACGAUUUUUGGCCGAACAGCAGAAUUUUAAGCAGGUGCUCAAAAAUAGUGCUGUGGUGUAAACGAGAAAUGCAGAGAGUUUUCCGCCUCUGUCUUUCUGCAUGUAGUUUAAAACGUAUACGCCCCUUUCCUCAAACCUCUUCUGAUAUGAACUGGCAUUUGAUGUUGCAGUGUUGCAUAUUGCAGCAUCAGCUCAAGGAUGUGGAGGGGACGUCUCCUGAUUGCAUUGCUUUGCACGAGCCUGCAUGACUCAUCUGAAUUUAUUGAGACUUUUUAAGCUGCCAGGGUGGAGACUGAUGCUGUGACUGCACUUUUGAGAGCCGCACCGGGUUUAUUUUUUAUUCAUACAAGCUGUAUAAGCCUGCUGUUUGAGCAAUUAUUUUGUCAUGUAAACAGACAAGAGCCGGACACACAAUAGCUGGCAUUCAGACAGUGAAUAAAUUAUUCUCUUUAAUGCAACCUGAUAAGGAUACAGUGUAAUUGGUGAGGCAUAAUGGUUUUGCUCAGCUCCCUCUUCAGCAUAAAAGAUGCUUUUUAUAUCCUUAGGGUGUGAGUCCUGCCAACGCCCUUGCACACAAUAGUUAUUUCUUUCGACACCCGAGGCUAAUCAAUUGAACAUCUAUUCUAAAACUUGUUCAUAAUCUCGCUUUCUAUCCCCUUAAGCCCUGCAGGAUCUUAAUACAGAGGAGAAAGGCAUUUUGUUAAUGACACACAUACAUCCAGUUGAAACCAAAGUAGAAAACAACAAACAUGUCGAAGUAACCAGACUAAUCCAGAGAUUUCAGCCACACUCACAUCAAAACCGUCCAAUUUCAUUGUGUCACCCCUGAUUUAGCUACUCAUCCCCCAAGUGCUGGUUGGUGCAGGAAAACACUCAACCAUCCUUGUCAGCACAGAUUGAAUCAGGGAGGGAAAGUGGGCCACGUCCUCAGAGUGCCAUAUUGAAAGGAGAAAGUAGGGGAAACAGUGGAGAUAGAGGCGCAAUCAGCAGAGGAGGAACAUUUCACACUUUGAAGUUCAGGUUUUCUGUUUGUAGUAGCGGUCGAGGUGGGUGUAGAACAGUUGAAGUGUAGGCGAUGUUUAUGACUGUAUCUGGUUGGUGUUGGUGCAUACAUAUAUGUGUGUGUGUAAUGAGUCACAAGUUAAGUGUCUGUGGAUCUGAGUGCUGCAGUAUGAUAAUAACUUGGCAGGUGUUCAGCAGCAGCAGAAGCAGCAGACUGCCACUGGCUGUGAUCAGUGACAGACAAACAGAGCUGUGACUCUGACAACCAGACUUGAUCUGUCACUAUCAUUAAACAGUGUUUCUUCUCUCCACCCCCCCCCCCCCCACCCCCCCUGCUCCCUCUCUCCUUCUGUUUGCUCCUCCAUCUUCCUCUAUCAGUAGCCAGCUGGCCCGCACUGAACGGUAAGGAAGAGGCAAUCUGCAGUUUCGUUCAAGUCUGUUUUUAAGGAAACAUAUGUUUAAUGAUAUUUAUGUGAAUGCAUAACCUAAGUAAACUUUUUAGACUUAGUUUAUCACAUAGCUAUGUUAGGUACUUGAUUCUGAUAGACAAUUACAUGACAACAUUAUAUAGCAUCAGUCUGUUAUUUCUCGAUAGCAGACCUUAGCUACGAUAGCAGACCGUUGCUACGGCUCGAGCUCUAAUCAGAGACUUUGUCAGGCUAGCUGCAGUCAUAUCAAGGAGUUUGGUACAUUUGAUGUUCUUUACAGUGAGGAAACAGAGAAAAAAGACAAAAAGGGUGAAAAAACAUCACAGACUCAGAAAAAAUAAACUCAAGCAGGUGUGGUGGAAGAAUGUUCAGUUUAGCUCAUUUUGAAGAGGCUUCAUUAUAAUCAUCUCUGUGGACAUAGAUCAAACCGUGUGAGAGAGUGUUUUAUUUAGGGAACAGGAUAGUAUAGAGAGUGAGUGUGGGUUGUUAUGGAAGAGGAACCUCUUCAGGGUGCAUGUGUCCCGCUCACCCUGCUUGGGCUCUAUUCCACAGUAACAACCUGCUCACUACACUGUGUCUCUUAUAUAUUCCACAGCUUGAAGUAUGGCUUUAUAGUACAAUUUAUAGAACAACAUAUGACAUUGUAAAUCCUGCUCACAUUUUAUUGCAAGGUUCUUAUUACACUGCUGUGGUUUUGAGUAUGCAGCACCAGAUGUAUUUGCUUCAAGACUGAAAAGUUUGAGAGGAGAAAAAGUGAGGCGGUGCAGAUUUGAGAGAGUAAACAGGAUGUAUAGGAAAUAUACAGUUUUCACUCCACAUAAGCAGCAGCCAUUUUGCUCUGUUUGUCUUUGGGGGUGAUGCUCAAGUGCUAUUUUAAUGUCACACUGCUCUGCUCAGGCAUGCAAGCUGUUUAAAGCUCAGGAAACCUGACAAAUUAUUUAGAUUUCAGCACAUUAUGAGCAUCAGCAACAGAAAGGACAAUAGUACAGAGAGUCUGGAGCACAUGCAGCAACUUUCAAGCUCAUGCUGCUCUGGACUCUAUAUUUAAUAACCUGUUAGUUACCCUUUUUAAAGCCAGUGUGCAACCACUAAAACAACACUGUGUCAAUGUGCUAUUUGAGAAUCAGUCUACACCUCUGAACCUAACCCACAAUUCAAGCUAAGACGUGAAUAAAUACCAGCAUGUCUCACAUCAUUUCAAGUGGAGAUGGACAGUUUGACGUCAUACUAGCGUUUGAGUUUCUCACAUUUACCAUGAGAAUGAAAUGAAAUGACCAACAUGCAAACAUAACUAAGAGGGAUGAGUCACUAAGCGGUCUGUCACUGUUUCGUUUCUGCAGAGCGGAUGGAAGAAGGUGGUCCGUGGCAUCAGUUCCUUCAUCUGGAUACUGCACCAAUGCGCCCAGUUCAUCAGUGUCUGUAAGCUCUCUCUCUCUCUCUAUGUCACUGUCUUUAUUCUCUCUGUCACAACCAUCCGUGCCAGUGCUGUCUGUCUCUUUUCUUCAUCAGAUAUUCAACCACUCGUCUAGAGCACUGCCGUGGGACCGUUUAGCUCCUUGUGUUACUUACACUCAGUGUAUCAAUGGGUUUACAGGGCUGUGGUGUCUUGUAAACUCAUGGUGCUGACUGACUGAACUGUAAAUCCCAUCAGAUUACACCCAGCGUGGGCAAUAAAUCAGCCCAUAAAGGGUUGUUGAUUUACAGUCGACUGUCCUUGGAGUGUGUUGUUUUUAAAAAUGGCUCUGCAGCUGGAUCCUAGUUUAGAUGAGCUGUGAAAGACUCCAAACAAAUUUAACAUCUUGAGUUGAGGGGUUUAGAUUUAGCUUGUUUACAACUUCACAGGGAUAUAUCACUCAAGCUCUGUCGAUGAGUCUGAAGCUUAAACACACAAGGUCAUGAGCUUAUGUGGUGACUGUGGAAAUGUGUCUUUAGAUCAGUAACAAUAAAUGAUGGAAAAGUCACAACAUGUUCAAUAAUCAACCAAUUUUGGGCAAAUUAUUUGCAACACUGGUUGUAAAUUUCUUGGUUAAAAAAAAAGGAGAAGUGAUUAUGCAGGGCUCGACAGUGCGACAGUUUCACUCAUAUUCGCGACUAAAAUUAGAUGUGUGCGAAAUGUAAAAUGUAUUUAGGGGCACAUGUGCGCAUAAAAAAAAACAGGCAAGGCAACAAAUGUUUUUCAUGUAAAAACUGCGGUGAAGUUAGUUUUAGGUUGGAUAUUUGACGGACGUUCACUGUGGAUCUACCGGUGUCUUCUCACUCACCAAAAAUUGGGAACAACAACAGCAGCGUGGUUAAAUCUACUCGGCACCCUCGCUGUCGACGUCAGGUGUUAAAAUAAGGGACCAUCAAUAAAUUACUGGUUGAUGUUCUCAAAAAAGGUUGUUUUCCUUCAACAGCUUCCAUGACAUGUGCCUAUUUGAUCUUAAAUUGUUUUCAAAUAAUAGUACUAAGUUCGGACAAUAAGACACACCUCUUUAUUUCCCUAAUUUGUCCUCUAAAAAAAUUUGUGUUAAAUUUAAAGGCAAAUUUUGAACAAUUUCUUCAAUAGCUUCCAUGUCAUGUGACCAAAAGACCUAAAAUUGAUUUCAAAUAAAAGUACUUACGUCGGCCAAAAAGACACACAUCAUUUGACCAGUUUUCAUUGUGCCCCUAAAGUUCUUUAUGUGCUUCUUACUUUUUCAACUUAGGAGCACAUGUGCUCCUUGUAAGAAAAAGUUAGUGUCAAGCCCUGUUGUGAUUGAAGAGAGGUUGGAGGAACAUUUUUGGCUAUUCUCAUGCUUUUCCUUUGCUGUGUAAACUGUAAAAUCAAUUGUCUCUGACAUUUAACAAAGCUGGUCACCGCCUUUCCUUAUAAUCUACAAGCUGAUAACUUAGUGGGAAAAUAUGUGUAACCAGUGCAAACACAGAGAGGGGUUACAAUUCGGUUACUUGACAGUCUGGUUGACAAUACUCUCUGCAGGAAGUUGAUUUAUGCAAAACAGCCGAGUGUCGUUUCUCUUUUAAUGACUGAGUCACAACAGGAUACGUCCAGUGGUGAUGCAUCCCUCCAUCACCGACAGCUUUGAUCACACUUUCCACUGCAAACAGGAAGUGUGGAUGACUCCUCAAAUGCCUUUCCCAGUGUUCUCCUGGACUGAUGGGAGUUUAAAUACACAAACAUAUUUUGGCAAAGUUAAGUAAAAACUCUGUGAUAAAGCUACGGAGUUCCUUUUUAACCAUGCGCCUUUAUACUAAAGUGAUUUUGACUCGGUGUAGGCUCUUUAGCAGAAGGGAAAGUACAGGAAUAACAGCUCUUAUCACCACAAAAACACAGGUCUCAUUGAAAUACAUGCUUUCUUUUUCCUGGAUGACAUCACACAUGAGCAGGGACUGUACCAAGUCUCACAUUUCCUCAAACAGACUUUCCUUCGGGAAAAGUCCAACGCGGGCGCCCUGCUACUCCCAUCAGCCAUUUGUUGGCGGUUUCUUCGUCUAUUAUCUUAAAAACUGUUCUUGAAAGUCAUGAGUGGAACUGCAGUUGGCUGUAAAAACAAUCCCCGUCUCCUCUGUCACGGCUGUAAUUUUGUAUGGCCAACCACAUGGCUCAGAGACGGUGAGGUCAGCCCUCUCAGCACAAUGCCCCUUUCAGGCUCCAUGUCAGUGAGGUCUUUAUGCUCUCACUCUCUUCUGACACGUCUCUAGUUUCCUCCUCGGGGUGUCUAUCUCCCUCUCUUUUUAGCCUUUAUUUUGUCUUUCUUCCUGGUUCUCUUUCUCUUUCUUCUUCUGUUUUACUUUUUUUGUUUGCCUCUUCUUCACUCUUCUUUCUCAAAGAAGAGUGAAGAAGAGUCUUCCCUUUGCUCUUCCUUUAGUGAAACACAAGAUCCUGGCCAGAUGGGAGUCCUCAUAAAUUCCAGGCUGCAUGUCACAUUUCGGCUCUAAGGGAGAAAAUGAAUGCGUGCAUGGCCAGCAGCACAGCCGUUGCUAGUUGCUUCAGGGCUUGCUGCAGUAGGAAAGCAAAAUCCCGGUAGAAAAGAGUAGAACUCUGGAAAGGGAUUGAAGAUUUUGGGAUUUAGUGCAGCCUUUCUCAGCGUGUCCUUGCUAAGUGUUGCAUCUAAUUCAGAUCCAUAGUGGAACAUGAAAGCCUUUAAGACUUUGAGUAUUAACAGGAUGAUGAGUGAAUCUGAGAGAGUGAUGGCCUUUUAACACAGGAUGUUAUAUCAUCUAAGCUGUUUAAGCACAACCUGACAUGGAUACAAAAGUGCAGUGAAGUUUGAAUAGUCAGCCUAUAGUAAUUUUGAUCACUACAUUGAAACAGAAUCAAGCAAACUAACUUUCUUAUGCCUUUUCCCUCUCCCUUUUUCUCUCUUUUAAACAUCCCCCGUUUCUCUCUUCCCCCACUCUCCUCUCCCAGUCUUCGUCUUCCCAGGAGUUAUUGCAUCAGUUACCCUUCCAGCCCACUCAAGAUGAUCUCCACUUCCUUUUCAAACAUUUCCGGAGCACCGAGAGCGUGGCGGACGAAGACGGAGCUCACGCCUCGCCCCCUGUCAGGCUCCGCUCACGCAGUCUCAGGUACCGUGGAUUUGGAUUUUACACCGAAUGUCCUGCCCCAGUUUUAAGGACUGCGUGUCUUUGUAACAUUUCAGUAACGCUGCAGUUCUCUUGGAGAAGGGAUAAUCUUAUUAGUAAAGUUUGAAACAGAGAGGUCACCUCUCCCUGCUCAUUUUAAGAUAGAGCUCCUCAAGAGGUCAAGACGCAAGAAAGUAAUGAAAAUAAAAUCAUGCGGCCUGGCACCAAAUCCAGCUCCUCUUACUGUACAAUAACAGUAUGUUUGCAGACAAUUCACAGAGUGAAGUAUGUCAGUACUCAAGCUAUAUGACAAAUCCUCUUUUAGCUGUGGGGUUGGUUGUUACAGUCCUCCCCGCUCUUCCUGUUUAUUUCUGGCUUUUAUUGGGAGAAUAGGACAGUCAGUGUAUAGAACUCUGCGAGAGAGAGAGAGUCAGGAAUGACAUGUGGCAAAAAGCUCUGGGUUGGAAUUGAACACAGGCUGCCCACUUCAUGGACUGUUGCCUCUGUACAUGGAGCGUGUGAUUUAACCUGUGGGUUGAACCAGCACCCCUUAAGGUUGUAUUUGACUUUGUUUGUGUGUGGCUUAACAUCAGCCAUAUUUUAUCUCAGCUAUGUGGGUCUAUCAGCGAGUUAGCUAAGCUAACUGUUAUCAUCAAAACGACUCAGUGUGCCUGUAACUGAACAAAUGAAGCUUUAAGCUUUAAGUGUACAUGGAAAGGAGAAAAACAUCAGGACUGAUAUCUGUAUUUUGCUCUCUUAGAGCUUUAAGUCUCCCUAAGAGUUUUUCUGUAAGCAAACAUUUUUUUUUGGACCAGUAGAUGUGACUACAGCUUCAAUGUGACACCCCGCUGCUUUUUCUCUCCUGUGGUAAAUUCAGAAUUGCCAGUUUGUGGAGCUUAUGUAUAAUAGAAAAGCUAUCACCUCUGAAAGGUUAAGGCAUACACAGCAGCAGACACAGACAGCUCAUCUCCUGUUCGCUCCCCCCUCUAAUACACAGCUGCCAGCCCAAACAUGGAUUUAAAGCCGUUUUAUGACAAACAAAAUGAACCUUUAGCAACCACAGAAAAGCCUGCAGUUAGCAUCAGUGCGCUGCUAAGCAGCAGAGCUGUAAACAGAAACAGAAACAAGCAGUGAUGGAUUUAGUUGCUCAGCCUCAAACCAACAAAAGUAGUUUGAACAUUUUGUUACUUCUUUCAUGUAUGAUAUAAAAAAAAUGCAAAACUGGCUGAAGGAAUUGGAAUGUGGUCUGGUUCUGGCAAAAGCCUCUGUGCUGCCUACUAAACAACAUCCCCUGGACUAGAAUAUAGCAUUUCCUCAUCAUUGAGCAUGGCUGCUCUCAUUUAACACUCAGAGUCUCUUUUGAUAGCUCAAGCAGAGCGAAUUUUGAGGUUGCUGAGAUUUUAUGAUGGACUGCAGAGGGUGUUGGCUAUAUUUUGAUGUGGCUGUAUUUCCUGUGAUAAAUCUCUGCCAGUUUCAUAAAUACAGAGUAUGUGAGCUGAGUGAUGCUGUUUGGAUACGUCCACUGAGAGGAUAUUAGACUUUGGUGCGGUCGAAUAGACACCGAUAACUUGGCCAUGAGCAUGUUUUCUAACUACACAGGGUUAUGGCAUAGGUUUCAGAACUAAGGAUCGACCAAUAUGUUUUUUUAGGGCUGAUACCAAUUAUUAGAAAUCAAGAAAAUUGAUAACCAAUAUUUAGAACCAAUAUUCAUUUGCAGUAAAAAAUGUAUAUUUUGGUGUUAAAAUUUUUUGAUAACACACCUGGGAUUAGACUGAACACAGUACACUGUUGUUUGUUUUGAACACUGAAAAUCUGUGAUAAAAAAAAAAGUGUUAGAGUGUUUUAAAAUAAACUUAUUUGAUUGGCUAUUGGUGGGAAAAACAGCCAAUGUUGAUUAUUGUAAAUAUAUCAUAUAUCAUAUCAUAUCAUAUCAUCGGCUGUGCCAGUUAUUGGUCGAUUCUUACUCAGAACAUGACUGAUAAUUGUGUCAGAAUCAGAAGUGAACAACUUACUGUGUUAAAUUUGAUGAGCUGUCAUUUUGGAUAAUAAAACCAUAUCAGUCAGGAGGACUAAUCUUUGCUCAACUGCAGUCACACUGAUGAUUUUUUUAUUUUUUUUGUUAUGUAAGCACAGGCAUCAACGAAUUCAGAUCAUUAAAAAAAGCCAAUGACCUGAUUUAGUCAUCAGUCUUUUUCCAUGUUGAGUAAAGAUGUAUUUUCUCCCUGAAGCUUGUUAAAAGCAGCCUGAUGAGUUGUUUUCCUUUGAGUCAUUAGAAUUUACAAACUCUCUCCACUAAUUUAAUCAAAGAGAAAACCUUCUUAGACAGCUGACUGUUGUGCAUAGCUCAGUUCAUCAAUGUAAUGCCUGUCGUUUAUUAGUAACUGAUCUAAAAACGGAUGACUGAUGAAUGUCUGAGUGGCUCCAAACUGCAUCUAGGGCAUGAUAAGUAUUCUGAAAUAGCUCUUGAGUGUUUACUAAGUGAUAUACUGUUGCUGCUGCUGCCUUAAAAUAAAACCACUGCUGUGCAAGUGCAACUGUUGAAAUGACCCAGAAAUAGUACACUGCAUGUCAUGUGUUGAUAUUGUCAUUUGUAGUAUGUGAUGUAAAGGGGCACCACAGAGGCUAUUUUGGACACUCUUGAUGACAGUGCAUUGAUUUGUAAUGUGUACAGACAGCUUUAAAUGUACCCUCUUGUAACUGAGCCCCGCACGCACAGCAGAUGUGGUCAUGAAUACAACUGCAGAGAAACUGAUCUAAAUCACGUUAGUAUCAUUUUCAAACAUGCUGUGUCCCCGGCCUGGGCUGGCAGUAAACACCAUCAAUCAAACAUUGGCUUGGCCUUGUUAGAAAGCUGUUUUUUUUUCUUUCUAGAGUUUAUUGGACAGUUUUUUUCUAGUUUUAUUAUGUAAAUAUGUCUGUUUUAAAAAGACUACAAAGAUGCUUUCCUCAGAGGCAAAGUGAACACAGACAAUCUCAAAUCUGCAGAGAUAUUGUAUGGUUUGUUGGUUAUGUUGCUUCUCCGUUGAUCUGUUGCUCUCAUUGCCCGGUUCUCUGCAGCCCUGGACGGACCUGUGGAACAUUUGACAAUGAAAUUGUCAUGAUGAAUCAUGUCUACAAAGAACGCUUUCCCAAGGUAAAGUCAGCAGCUCUUUUCUUGCUUUCUUUUUCUUUCUGAUGUUUCUUCUCUGUGUAAAUAGACAACCUUAACAACACUUGCCUGAGCCUCUCUAUCGCUCAUGAAAACCAGGAGAAAAAUUCUCAGGCCCUUUGGCAAAGAGAGGAUCUUAACUCCUUUUUCUUCAGAACCAAGUUUAAAAACACUGAAGAUGCAAUGCUGCUGUCACCGGCUUAAAUGAAGUCUUCCAUCUUGGUUGUUUCCCAGGCGACAGCCCAGAUGGAGGGUCAGCUGCUCGACAUCAUUGCAGAGUGCUCCCCCGGCACCGCUCUACCCCUGGCUGAUGGCGUGCUGGGAUUCAUUCAGCACCAGCUGGUGGAGCUUGCCAGAGACUGUCUGGACAAGUCCCAGAAUGGUCUGGUCACCUCCAGGUACUUUGUGGAGCUGCAGGAGAAGCUGGAGAAGCUGCUGCACGAGGUGAGUGCCUCUUUCCACCUGACUCUCUGAAACACACUCACAAAUAACUUUGUUCCCUCGUGGGGUUAUUACUCAGGCUUGCAACUAGUUAUUCUUUCUAAGACAUCAUCAGGGGAUGUCUGAUUGCUGCCUGCUUGGGCUGCCCUCUGGGACAUUGCAGGCUGUAUUGUCGCCUCUCUGGGAACAAUGAAGUGAAAUUGCCUGUUUGAUUGGUUCUCAUUCAGUGCUGAUUCCAGUCCAUCGCCCAGUAAUGGUGUUGUCAUUUUAUAUUAUUUAAUGGAUCUCUGCAGCGGUCGAGUGUUUGAUUAUAUAAUGUUUUAUUACAUAACACUUCAAGCAACAAUUCUACCGCCACAAAUGCUGCCCACUGCAAAACAGAUUACAGUGUCCUCUGCAAACUCAAACUGACUCCCGUUUAUUACUCAGGAAUAAGCUCUUGUUAUGUGAUGUUCAUAUUGUCUUACUUAUUAUUAUUCUUAUCUCAUGUUUCAGUCAACUAGUAACUUUUCAUAACCUGCAGUUUAACAGAGAAUGAUGUUAUUUGGACCAUAGUUUCCUACAUUUCUGCAGUUAUUUCUCCAUUAGUCCAGGAAACUGAUUAACCAGCUAAAAAAGGAGCUCUUUGUUAUUUUUUUAUUUGUUUUUAUUAUUGAACAAAUUUUACAGAACCAACAAGGUAUACGUUGAUGUGUAACAGCACAUCAAAAAGUAGAAAGGGACAGUACAGUGAUACAGUAAAUUAUAGAAUAUAGCUUGAAAAUAAAAUUAUAACAAUAAUACUAGUAAUAAGAUGAAUAAAUAAGAUAAAAAUAAGUCAGAUGGGUAAAACAAGGAUGAAAAAUAUGAUAAGAUACAUGAAAUAAUAACAAAAAUAUAUAUAUUUUUUAAAAAGAACAAAAUAGUCAUUAAUAACGGGUUAGUCAGAGGUCUCAGGGAAAAACUUUACAUAAUUGUUCAGUAAUGAAUUGCUUUUUUGUUAUUGAUCAAAUAGAGAGAUUUAAUCAGAGAAUUUAGUUCAAGUAAAAAAGGAGCCAAUUUAGCUCCUGAAUUGGCAAAUUUUUGUUUGUGAACAAAGAAUUUUGCGUAAAUGAUGAUAAAGUUGAUAAGGUGCUCAAGAGUGUGAUCUUUUGGAUUAUAUAGUCGCUUAAAAAGGGGCUCAUUUGGAGUAAAUUGCCACUGCUGAUGCAUGUUGAAAUGUUUGAAUUUCUCUUAGUAUUUGCUACUUUGUUUGUAGAAUCAACCAGUUACUUUGUUAUCCAGUAGUUUUUUUUUUAUAUCAGUCUUUCACCACAUCUAAAACUCUAAACCUGCUGUUUGACUAAGAAAAGCCAAUGUUGGACUAAGAUAUGAAACAGAGAGUUUGGAUAGAAGUAUGCUGGCAAGAGUUUUGUAUAAUUUAUACAUCUGGCUAAGCAGCAAACAGAAGCGAGCAUUGAUGCAAGAUGCUGAAAUACCGUCCUGAUCCAUUAAAUCACCAACAGAUAAUAAGGAAAUGAAACAGCAGCUAAAAAUACUACGAAACAAACGAGUUCAGCACUGGCAGCUUCUGUGGAUGCGCUGCACUGCCUCACGGCUGGUGCCAGUGGGAUUAAGUGGUAUUAAUCCCUCAUCAAUCCAUUGUCUUUUGUCUUUUGUUGGUCAGGCAUAUGAGCGUUCAGAGAGCGAGGAGGUGACUAUCAUCACCAAACUGGUCAAGAAGAUCCUCAUCAUCAUCUCGAGGCCGGCGCGGCUGCUGGAGUGUCUGGUAAGAGGCACCGCAAGAAACAAGAGGAAUCAUAUGUACUUGAGUGACCAAAUGUCAACAUGAUGUUUACCGACUUUGAACCCUGAACACAUUAUCUGCGUCGAUGACACAUAGAAGUAAUGAUAGGCUGAGCUGUUUAAAACCCCGUUUUUAUAAAGUUAGCCAAUAGAAAGCUACCUUGCUGCCCAGAAUGUAAUCAUGAGUUGUAUUUCUUUAAAGUGGUUGACCAGUUCUAGUUUUUUAAUGGCCAGAGCCAAUACCGAUACCAGUAUUAUGUUGUAUUAAAUUACCACAGUUAAAUAAUACUAACAAAUGAGAAACUAAGUUGAUGAACAUUUUACAAAAUACAUGUUGACAGAUAAGUAGUCAAAGGAAUUCUGGAUGCAUAUUUAGCUAUUUUAAAUUAUUAAUUAAAAAAUAAAAAUAUAUGGUUAUGAAACGUUCAUGUGCCAGUGCAUUAUUUCAUGCACCUUCAAAUCUAAUUUGCACGUUCAUCUUAGCCAGCAACAUGUUUUUGAUGUAUUUUUAGUGAAAUGAUGAAAAACAAAGCCAAUGUAUUAGAUGAUGCUUUAGAUUUCAGAACACUCAAAGAACAAUUAAUCAGCCAAAUCUAUCAGCCAGCUGGUAAAAUGGUCUAUCUUUGGUUUUUCAUGAACUCUUAUUUACUGACCAAAUGUGGUAAUACCUCCCAAAUGUGUUCUAUUUGUUAGGAAGAAAUAAGCUGGAUUUACUUUUAUAUUUAUUUUAUAUAGAGUUUAUUUUAGAUCAACUCUAUCAUUGCAAAUGCCUAUAAGAGCAUUUUUUUUCAUCACUGUGUUGGCUUUCCUGCACAACUGUGACAUUCCUUUUGUAUUUUUCUACAAUAUUCCAUGGGUGGAUUAAUGAAACCAAAACACUUCCUCUUUUUCUGUUCUCCAGGAGUUUGAUCCAGAGGAGUUUUAUCAGCGUUUGGAGGCUGCAGAGGGUCAGGCCAAAGUGGGCCAUGGUAUUAAGACUGAUAUUCCCAGAUACAUCAUCAGCCAGCUCGGCCUCACCAGAGACCCCUUAGAAGGUAGUCCUUUUUUUUCCCCUAAGUUUAAGCAUUUUGUCAAUGAAGUUUGCAAUUAUGUUGUUUAUAGAAUAUGUUUGGACUGUGCUUGAACUGCGCAGACAUUUAAUGACUAAUGAAAAAUAACCAGAUAUUAUAUUAUACUAUAUAAUCAUAGCACUAUAUGUAAAAAUGGAACGAGGAAGUGCUGAUGGUAGUAUUCCUGUGUUAUCAUCAUCUUGUGUGUAUUUAUCUAAGUUCAGCCCCUGCUUUUGUUUAGGAUUGUACUGUUAUACAGACUGUGUCCGUUGUUUAUUUUGAUAAAAUUAUCAGUUUCACUUUCUCUACUGAACUACUUGAUGGUAAGUCCUCCCAUGCGGAUGUUCAGUUGAUUAAAUUAAAAGUCAACCAAAUUAAAAAGCAGUAAUCAGUUUAGAGAGCUGACAUAAGAAUUUAAUCAUGCCGAAAACUCAAACAAGCGGUUACAAAUAUACUUAAGAUGCAGUGACAGUUGUAAUUUUAUCAAGUAUCAUUAGUCUGUAGCAUUACAGUUGGACAGACGCUCACUUACCCCCCACUGGUGUUCAUUUUGAACUUAAUGGAGUUUGAUCUUUGUGUCCGCUGUGAUUACAGAGAUGGUCCAACUGGAGCAGACGAGUCCGAGUCACAGAGCGUCCAGCAGAGACUCAGAUGACACAGGAGAUGCCACGCCUACACAGGUACAAAGACACAAUUGACGAAAGUUGCUAUCAUGAGUAUCAGUGUGACAGUAUAAACAUCAUUGUGUUGAAAAAGCAAUAGUUGUACUACUACAUAUAAAUGUGACAACACUGACUAGGUUGCUUGGACAACACAAUGAAAGUUAAUUUAUCACUUGAAGUGUCUUUAAGAGUGCAUUCAUCUGAUCCAGGUUUGCUAACGUAACUUAUUUCCUGUUAUUUCUUGUCUCUUUGUCGGACACGUGUGAUUCAGAGCCGAGCAGCCUGCACCCCUCCUCGUAGGAAACCGCUGGAGAGUGACUUUGAGACUAUCAAGCUCAUCAGCAACGGCGCCUAUGGGUGAGUAAGACAGACUUCUUUGUCUGUGUUUGACUGACUCAGUCACCACAGAGAGCCUAAUAAAGGCAGGAAAGAAAGUCAGAUGAGGAUGUGUGGUUGUAGUAUUUUUGUGUUUACACUUUUGUCCGUGCAGUUUCACUUUGAGUACAAACCUAAUACUUACUUGUGAAUAAGUACAUUUUCCUCCAUUUGUUCCACAUUCACAAAUUGUCACUCUAUCUGCAUCUGUUUCUUUCUUUUCAUUUUAACCCCCCCUAACGUUUCUGUCUCUUGUUUGCCAUCCCUCCUCUCUUCUCUUGCUUGCAGCGCUGUGUUCCUGGUGCGACACAAAGAGACCCGUCAACGUUUUGCGAUGAAGAAAAUCAACCGUCAGAACCUGAUGCUCAGGAACCAAAUCCAGCAGGUGUUUGUGGAGCGAGACAUCCUCACUUUUGCUGAAAACCCAUUUGUGGUUUCUAUGUUCUGCUCCUUUGAGACGCGGAGGCACCUCUGCAUGGUCAUGGAGUAUGUGGAAGGUGAGGUUGGCGGGAAUGGUCUGUUUAUGCACGAUGAGGUCAGGCGUCCUUUAAUUAUAGUCUGUGUACCAGAAAAUGUCACCUUAUGUCCUUAAAACAUAAACAUAAAGAGCAUUACAACGACUCAAAACAUGAUCUGAUUGUGUUUGUACUUUCAGGAGGGGACUGUGCCAACUUACUGAAGAACAUCGGCCCCCUGCCUGUGGACAUGGCGCGCAUGUACUUCGCAGAGACCGUUUUGGCUUUAGAGUACCUUCACAACUAUGGCAUCGUACACAGAGACCUCAAACCUGACAAGUCAGUCCUCAUUUCACGUCUUUUAUUCUGCUUUCAGACAGCAGCUCCUUCCUUCCUUUCAAACCCUCCUCAUUAUGAGAUUUGCUGUCUCUUUUAAAAGACUUGCAAUCUUUUGAAGUUGAAACCGAGUCUUCUUUGCCGAAACCUCUUGAUAUUUCUCUCUGAGACUGAGAUUUGUGCUCCGAGCGUUUGAUGUAACUUGAAUCAAUUCUGUGUUUCUUUCUUUUGUAGUUUGUUAAUAACCUCGAUGGGACACAUUAAGCUGACUGACUUUGGGCUGUCAAAGAUUGGUCUAAUGAACAUGACCACCAACUUGUAUGAAGGACACAUUGAAAAGGAUACCAGAGAGUUCAUCGACAAACAGGUCUGUCUCCUCUCAUCUCCUCCUUUCAGCGUCUCUGCCUUCAUGUUUAUCAUCUUGAUUCACAUCACUCUUGGUCUGUUUUUCUCUCUGCAGGUGUGUGGCACUCCAGAGUACAUCGCCCCUGAGGUGAUUCUGAGGCAAGGCUAUGGCAAGCCUGUAGACUGGUGGGCUAUGGGCAUCAUCCUCUAUGAGUUCCUGGUUGGCUGUGUGCCUUUCUUUGGGGACACACCAGAGCAGCUGUUUGGUCAGGUGGUCAACGGUAAGACAUACAUCAAUACAGUCUUCUUCAUAUCUGUUCUUAACAUGAGUGUUGCAGGAUGCAGCUUUUGUUUAUUCAAGCUGUAAAGAAAUUUCUCCCACUUCUCCUCACUGGAUCCCUAACAUGUGCCUCUUUGUCCAGAUGACAUAAUCUGGCCAGACGGGGAGGACGCUCUGCCAGCGGAUGCCCAGGACCUUAUCACCAGACUGCUGAGACAGAGUCCACUGGAUCGUCUGGGGACAGGUUGGUGAAAAAAAAUCCUUUUGGUCCUAGGCUAUGAGGAAGAAGAAUCUUCUGCAGGAUAAAAAGAAGACUCAACAUUUUUUCUUUUCUUGUCGACUUUAUCCAGCCCUAAAUUUCAUUUGUAAGUUGGGACCCUAUUACAAACACCCUUUUUUGUUUGCAUAAAACUUUGAUUAUUGGAAUAAAAACAUGUCUACAGUAAGGUAAGGUAGAAACACAGGGUACGGCAAAUACCAACAGUAAGUGUCCCUGGGCAUGAAGAUAAGGAGAAAGACAAAGCUGAAGAAACUACUUAGUUAAAUCUAAGUAAAGCUCAAGAGAUAAAAAAACAUAUCUUGAAAUUUGACUAGAUUUUAUUACAACAAGAGGAGGGAAAGAGGAAUCAGCUGUUCACCUGCAACAAGACAAGCAGAUAUGCGUGUCAAACCAGUUUGUCUGAUUUGUUGUUGUUGUUGUUGUUUUUCCUUUAGGUGGAACUGCUGAGGUGAAGAUGCACGUCUUCUUCCUGGGUCUGGACUGGAACGGCCUCCUGAGACAGAAAGCUGAAUUCAUUCCUCAGCUGGAGACAGAGGAAGACACCAGUUACUUUGACAGUGCGUGGGAAAGCAGCUCAAUUCACAGACACACAAGCACGUUAAAUCUGUACAAUAUUGGAAGAAACGAAAACGACAACAUUUUUCCCUUUCUGCAACACAAAUGAAAAAUGCAAGAGUUUAUACUAGAUGAAAGCAGUCCUGGAGGAGUGACACACUACUAUAUAAACCUACUGAUAAACAUAACAGACCUGCACACAUGUAAUCAGUCAUUUUUAAAGAUGUUUGAUCUGCAACACCAGCAUCUUGAUUAUCAUUCAUAGUCAAACAAAACCUCCUCAUCUCCUUCUGCAUGUUAUUUUCAUCACAUUUACACCGUAUAUUUUACAUAUGAAGACACUGAAGUCAAAAUACAUUGUUAACAGUUCACAUGCACACCCACAGUGUAUGCAAGCACUGGGCAGAGGAGCUAGAAUGAUUUCUCUAAAAGGAAGUCACGCCAGGAAAUCUGAGGAGGCAGCAGUAUUGCAUACAAGUUUACAUUUUUCAGUUAUUUGGCGCACACACACAUAGACACACAUACACAUAUAUUCAUAUCCUACAUGCACAUUAGUUCAAGAGAAAGACUGCAAUGGAGGUACAUCAGGCAGACCUUUAUGGUGAAGGAAAAACAGCAAAUGAGAAAUUAGAGACAGAAUGACUUUUUUUUAAGGUCAUAUGCCUGACAUUGUGUGUCCUUUAAUCUACAAAAUAUGAGAACUGUGCAUGCACAGAUUGUAUACAGUAUAUCAUUCGGCCAUAACAGACGGUAUUUCCCAUAAAUUUUGAUGACUUUGUGCACAGAGAGACAACAAAUAUAGAGAAACUAUUGUAAAAAAGGCUUUUACAGUGUUGAUCUUUUAGAGAGCAGGAAUCUGAUUUACUGUAAUGCUGUGCUGCUUGAAAUUAGGUUACAGUGUCAUCAGUAUUUCAGUAUUUCAUGUGGUGUUUCCUACAGCCCGAUCAGAGCGCUACUGUCACCUGGGCUCAGAUGAUGAUGAUGAAACAAACGAUGAUGAAUCCUCUCUUGAGCUCCGCCAGUUUUCCUCUGUGGCUCAUCGCUUCAGCAAGGUAUAUUAAAAGCUUUUCAAUGUACCUAAAAAAACAUUAGUGUGAACUCCCACUGAACACAAACCUCAAGAUAUCUUGACUUAGCAAAUCUGUAACUCGCUUUCCCUCUCAAACCUCAGGUGUACAGCAGCACAGAGCACCUGUCCACUUCCACGCCGUCCAACCAGAGCCUGUCUUCCUCUGAUCGGAGCCACAGUGAGGAGAAGGAGGAGCGGUGGGAGGGCAGGGGUGUCCUUUCCCCUGGAGAUGGACACAAACACUUGGCUAGUGGAGACAGGAGGGCAGAUGGACACAGGGGGAGGUGAGAUCAUUAAAUGUGAGAGGAGAAAGUGACAGCCUCCCCCAUUCUCACAUUGUUAGCUAUAAAUUUAAUGAAAAAUGUGAGAUGAAAGUGUAAUAUCAUUGCUCAUAAAUAUUCUUUUAGGAAGUAUGGUUUAUCGUCAGUCUUAAAGGUUAACGCUGGGGCUCUAGCUGUCUUUUUGCGUUGCCUUUUAUGUGUCUGUCUUUUUUAGCUUGCUCUCCCUCCUCUCAUCUGACGGUGCAGGUCAGGUGGAGGCUUUCAGCUCUCGGGUGUGAAUAGCAGUACCAGGUUACCUGCCUUCAGUGCAGCUCCUGUUGCCCUGAUAACUUUGGGUAGAUUAAAUUGCAAUGAAAAUACAGACUGAUGUCAGCUGGAGUGGAAAAAAGGUUUUGGCAGAUUGAAUUAAAUAAUAAGAGUGACCUCACUGUAAUGUUUGCCUCCAAAAUAAAUGUAACUAAGUAAUUACUGGUCUAAAAUUCUAUGAGAGUUUAUUAACUGCCUUUCCAAGUAAAUGAAAUCUGUUCUUGUAAUAUUUAUUGAUUAUUCACACAGAUUCUUCCAAAUUACUGGUUGUAAUCUAUACUAGGGAAAGUAAAUUUAUUCAUUGUGUGUGUUUAUAUAAUGUAUUACAUCUCGUUCCUCGACCUGAGCUCCCUCUGUCUCCAGCCUUUUUCUUGUUAACCACUUUUUGUUUGACAUGGAAAACAUGGGAGUGAUUUCUUCCCUCUGCAGUAUCUCCAGGACAUUUUACCUUUAUUUGCACUCUUGUUAUGAAGAAUUUCAGAUUCUUUCAGGAUUUUCUACUUUGCUCAUAUUUCUAGAGAUUUAUGGACAUUGCUUAAUCCAGUGAAUCUUCUAUGUUUACCAUGUUUCCCUUCCAGUCUACGUCCUCGUGCUUCGUCUAGCUCCUCCCAAUCAGAGCGUAGCGCCAGUCCACUGGUGAUGAACAGCACCCAGAGUCUUGACAUCAUGCCUCGUUUUGCCAUCUCUGCGGAGGAGGAAGGUAGGACUUAAAAAAAAAAAAGGACGCUUAUGUGCAUUCCUUACAAAUUUACUGCAAUGGAAGACCAGUUUGAAACUCCUGAUGUCUCCUUAUCCUAGACGGGAUGGUUUCCAACUUGAGGCGCAUUCGGCUCCGAAGCAACAGUACAGGCACCAGGCCAUCCUUCCGCAGAGGGGCGUCCAGACGCAUCGCCCACCAGCUGGAGACGCCUGAGAAACCCAAAUCCCCAUCUGGCAAAGUCCCCAAGUCUGCCUCUGUCUCUGGCUUGUCCCUCAUCAUCACUCCAGGUAGAUGCAAUAAUAAAGUCAAAGUAUCGAAAUGUUGAAGAAAUAUAAACAAAAUGUUGUUUUAGCUUUUUGGCUGUUUCUCUAUCAUCAUACAAGGAUAGUCAUGAUUUAGUCUUGUAGUUUUUUAGAAGCACAGCUCUGAUCUGGUGGUACUUGCUCAUACAUUUCGUGUGUUUACAGUGCCCUCUUCAGGCAGAAGUUGUGUAGUUUACAGCAAACACCAUACAGAGAUAAAUACUAAUAAUGAAGCCAAGAUGACUAUAAAUUAUAAACAGUAGAGUAACCUAUCAUUAAAAUGGUGCUUUUCUAGAACUGUAGUAUAUGUUGUUGUUGCCAAAGGUGAAAAUAAUCCUUGAGAAGCAUCACCUGAAGUUCUUAUUUUCUCCUCCUGAUCCAGAUGACUCAGCAGGCCCUCCUACUAGCCCCAAAUCCUCUUUGUCCCUGUCGUCCAACCCCUCGUCCAGAGACUCAUCCCCCAGCCGGGACCUAUCCGUCAGUGUUAGCUGCCUCCGGCCUCCUGUGGUCAUCCACAGCUCUGGGAAGAGGUUUGGCUUUGCACUGCGAGCCAUUAGAGUCUACAUGGGAGACAGUGACGUCUACACUGUUCAUCAUAUGGUCUGGGUAUGUCACUGUUUGAGUGAAAAGUUUUGUGUUGGCAUCAAACUAUAAACCGUAAAAAUUUAGUUUAAAGAAAACCAUUUUUUCUAGACAACUAUCAUGGUCCAGAUUUUAGGAUGAGGCUUGAAGUAACCCGACAUGAUAGUACAUUUAGUUGUCACCAUGGCCAAGAUUUAAUGACAGGGUCAUAUUCACUGAGUCAAUAAGCAUUGGUUUUGAUAAUUUACGGGUAAAUAUUGUCAGUCAUAGUAACAGCUGAUUAUAAGGUUGCUUGACCUGUGAUUUUGAUCCUAAGUAUUAUGUGUUUUCUGUGUCCAUAGUGUGUUGAGGAUGGCAGUCCAGCACAUGAAGCAGGACUGAGGGCUGGUGACCUCAUCACUCACGUCAAUGGAGAGUCUGUUCAGGGACUGGUGCACACAGAGGUGGUGGAGCUCCUGCUCAAGGUACAACUUAAACUUGUUUAAGUAUCUUUAAUGAUAGUUUUCCGAGUUGAAGAACAGAAAAGCAUUCAUGUCCAGGUGGUUAUUUGUCAAACCUACUUUAUAUGCUCUAUAACAUCCUCUCCUAGAGAGACCCACUGCCUUAUACAUACACGAUACAUUAAUGUUAAUGCUCUCUCCCCAACAGAGUGGAAACAGGGUGACCCUGCAGACUACUGCGCUGGAAAACACGUCUAUUAAAGUGGGUCCUGCCAGAAAAGUGAGCUACAAGUCCAAGAUGGCUCGGCGUAGCAAGAAAAGCAAGAGGAAGGACGGACAGGACAGGUACAUGAGCGGAGGACCUCUGAAGUUUAGUGUUAGAAACAUCUGACUGAUGAAAAAAGAUGAAAUAAAAUGAAGUGAAUAAAACUUUAAAAAGAAAAAAAAAAAAAACAUCUGACUAAUGCAUUGGUCAGGAAGAGAGGGAUCCCCUCAUAGAGCUUUCACCGAAACACAACCACCUUUGAAUUCAAGUAGUAUAUUGACUCCUGAAAGUUGAGUCUUAGUCUUUGGGUUUAACCUCCAGUGCUAAGUGGUCUUUGUACUUUAGUAAGCAUGAAAAGGGUUCAAGCCAAGAACUGUUCAAUAAACAUGUCCAACACCUCUUUUAUCUUCACAGUCGGCGGCGGAGCAUCUUGAAGAAGCUAUCCAAGCAUACACCUCCUCCACCCAUGCAAAGCAGUCGUAGCUUCUCUUCAGGUUUCCACCAGUCAUCCAGUGACAGCCUCUCAGGCUCCCCCACACAGAGCCUCUCCCCUGGGCCCUCUACACCCUGUCGCUCCCCUGCUCCGGACCACUCUGGAGGUGAGUCAGGGUGACACUUGCACAUCAAAUAAGGGGAAUUUUAAUCUUUUCUGACUAUAAUGAUUUAUCGACGAGUAAUCAUGGAAAAUUGAUAUCAUCUAAUACCUUUCUCCUUUUAUUCACUCCUCAUCAGACUCCAGUUCUUCUCCUUGCUCCAGCUCUCCUAACUCACCCGUACCACAGGCCCGCCCAAGUUCCCUUCACGUCUUGGGUCGCUACACGAAAGCUGGUCGCUGCAAGUCCACCAGCAGUAUCCCUCCUUCUCCGCUGGCUUGCAUCCCACCUCCUCAGCCCCUCUCUCCUCAGUGCUCCCCAUCCUGCCUCCCCAGUCACACCAAGUCCCUACAGGGCUUCCACGGCAAGACAUUGUCUCCCCCCACUAUUGCUCGCCACUCUGUGCGUCCCCGCAGUGCAGAACCCCCACGCUCUCCGCUCCUGAAGAGGGUCCAGUCAGCAGAGAAAUUGACAGGAGACAAAAUGACAGGAGGUUACCAUGCAGAUAGAAAGGCCUACAGCACCCGUCGCCACACCAUGGAGGUGCCCCUAUCAGAGGGGGAGGGGCUGGAAGACAUGGAGGGAGAUACCGCCACUGGGUUCGUCUGUGUCAGCGAGCACCACCGCUCUACCCCCUCGCCACAACACCGUGGCAGUAAUCAUCACUCCAAAGAGGUAGUGGUGAUGAGGAAGCUGGCUUUGUCGGAGCGACGGGACUCUUUCAAAAAACAGGAAGCGGUGCAGGAGGUGAGCUUUGACGAUCUGGAGGAGAGAGAGGCGACGCCGAGCCCAGUGCCUCCUGUAACGCCGUCAAAGGCGUUCAAGGCAUCCUGGGUUAACCCAGCCCAGCCAGAAUCAAACAUGAAACUAGAAGGAGGUGGAGCACAGGGUACAGCAACGUCACAGAAAGCCAAGUCAAAAGACAAAGAAAGACUUUAGUUCAAUCACUCCAUGAGGGAAAAGGAGGUCAGUGAGGGGUCAGAGACAGAAGGAGACACAAAAAUGAAGACGUCUUUGACCUGCUACUGUACUGACAUUUGAAGGCCUUGCAUGCGUGUCCAGAAAACUGUGAUUAAGUCCCACAACAUGACAAGCAACUUCUCUGCAACAGGAGAGCAAGUAACACUGAUGUUUCACGGUUAUAUAUGCAUCCUGCAGCACUGUUAACAGAAUGACAGCCAAACGAUGUUUACUUCGCGGUUGCUUGUUUUCUCUCUUGGUUCUCGCAUCACUGUGGCACCUGUAACUGAUGUAUUUUGUAAAAAAAUUUUUUUUUUUUUUUUUUUUUUUAAGAAAUUAUUUAUGACUUUUGAUGCUCAUGUUGUUUUUGGGUUGCUGAAAAUGCCUUGGAUGCUUCAGCUGUUAGUGCAGGAAUCGCACAGUAAAAAAAAUAGCCAAGCAAAGACUUUUCAGUGCGGGUCUGCAGAAAGAGGGCGAGUAACAUCUUACCAAUUUUUUUUAUACCUCAAUGCCUACGUAGAGCUGGGUGUCGUUUCAUGCUCAGAUUUGGUCUUUCAAACAAACUUGACAGUGUUUGUUCUGCGACAUGAAAUGUGCUGCCUCUCAGAAGAAAUGUAUUACGCGGAUAGUGAGUGAUGACCAUUUAGACUCAUUGAUCCCUGAACACGAGCCUCGUAUGAACAUUUUAAAGGACAAGAAUAUCAACAACUGAAUACUUGUGAGCCUAGCUGUUGUGCCAAAGCAUGGUUUAACCAUUAAAACAGAGGUACUGUAGUUGUAAAUAAGAAGCUUCACGCAUGUAUGGGCUCUUCUUCCAUUUGCCAUCUGUCUUGUAAAAGAAAAAAAUCAGUGUGUAACUCCUCUUGCAGUGGUUUGUAUCCUAACCUGAUCCGUGUACAGGCGUGUAGAUAAAGCUUUGUGACCACCUUUUGAAACCAGGUUGUUGUCUCUGUCCUCUAAUACCUUUAAUCAAAUCUCCGUCCAGCUCCUAACAAACCUAGUGUAUAGCUGAAGUGUUUGCACAAAGUCGUUGUAGCCGUGAAACAGUUAGAGCACAUUUAUAUUUCAGGAUGAUCUCCUUCUCUGCGAGAUUCAAAAAUUGUACAGAUGCAAGUGACAAAACUGGCUCCCUUGGCUGUUUUUUUUUUUUAACGUGUGUUAUGAAUGAAUGUUUACAUAUUGGUGCAACUAUGUGUGUGGACUCCUUAUGGUUGUGUUAAAUUAUUGUGAAAAUAAGUGAGUGACAGUGGAGUUAAACCCAAGGCCCUGAGUGGAUGAUUGACUAAGUAGAGGUGAUUUCUUUUUGUACAUUUUGAUAUGGAAACAGUCUUGUUGCAGUACUAAUAGUAACCUAUGCUAUGAUGUAUAUUGUAAAAACAAUGGUGGACCUUUAUAACAGCUGUUAGUGGUGUUUUUUUUUGUUGUUGUUUGUUUUUGAAAGUGGCCUUGCAGGGGUAGAUGGACUCAAACAUUGUGUAAAGUCACUGUAAUGUGACAGGGCCUCAAAGCAUUGUGCACGCUCCACAUCCCUUUAUAAUAUUCCCACAAUCAUAUUACAACAUAAUUCAGCCUUUUGAUUUUUUAGCUGUGUAUUCUUUAUUUUCUAUUUUCAAUCCCAUUUUUUUACCCUCUCAUUAUAUUUGUUACAAACAAGUUUUCUUUUCCUCUUUUGUAUUUUCAAUUUUAUAUUUGGGAUUAAAAGAGACUGUUGUGGAAAUUUGUAGUGGAAGCUCAGCACAUACUAAGCCUUGAAAUUGGGUUGUGGAUCAUUGGGGUUGGUAUUAGAGGUUAGAAGUUUGUUCGGUGUACUUAGUGGUAGAAAGAACCGUGUGUCUGUGUUUCAUAAUCACAGAAUUUCUGAUGCAAUAUACAUCCUUAGGAUCUGAUCUUUUUUCCUUUUACAGCUUGUCAUGGUGUCCAAACUUUUUUAAAACAAUCGUUAGUUUUGUGGAAACAGUAUCACUCAUCAAAAUAAUCGUCAUGACAACUUAUCCUUUCCUCUUUUGCCCCUGUGUGUGCGGGUGUGAGUGUUAUUGUGUUACAAACUUCAUGUCAUCACACAGGUGCAUAAAUGUCAUACUCCAUAACUACCACAUUGUGUGUGUGUGUGUGUGUGUGUGUGUGUGUGUGUGUGUGUGUGUUGAAAAAGUUGUUUCUCCCCAGAUGAAAACUGGCCUUUGUGAAACUCUUACCAAGAGGGUAUCUGAUGCAGACUAGUGUGACAUUGUCUGUUUUUUUAUUGUCUUAACAGUGCUUGAAAUAAAUGAAUUGCAAAGGGACUGCCAAGUCCAGAACUACAAAGUGUUUGUCAUGUGUCCAUUUAUAAUAAUAGACGAUGAUAAUUAGUUAUCAUAAUCUUCCAUUGUCCUCAGGCUGACCCUUUAUUCCCUCUACAGCAUUAAAUCAAAAGUCAGUUGAACUAAAACGGUAAGAUUUAAGAGGGCAUCUCAAAAUCUGAGGGACAUAUCUGUACUUAAUGAUUUUAUGGUCCUUUUGUCAUGAUCAAGAUAAAGAGCAUGUUCAGAAGACGUCAAGAAAUCAAUCUCUCCACAUCAGACCUUUUCAGUCUGCAUCCACAGGCCCUUUAGCAACCUCGAUCUGUCCCUAUAUUUAGAUGGGAAAAUGAAUAAAUAAACCCAAGCUGUUUCAAAGGGACUGUGAGUGGUUGAGAGACAGAAACUGAUUCUGACGCCUCUUUAAGACCUUCAAAAUCAAAAGAGACCAUCAGAAACAAGGCUGAUAACUUCUUGGUUGUCAUUUUCAUGCCUAAAACCGCUAUGAGAGGGUAUGUGGUGGGAUACAGCAGCCUGAAGAAACAGCCUUUUUUCACUUUUAACCAUGGCAUUUACUCAGUAAACAAAACUUUUCACUAGUAAAGGACAACAGGAAGAGUUUUUUUUUUUUUUUAAACACUACCUUCAGAACGAGAGAUGAGAGGUAUCUCUGUCCUCAGGGGACACCAAAACCAAUACAGGAACCAAAAGUUCCUCAUAGCAACUGAAGAUAUUUUGAAUUUCAAAA
Molecule: messenger RNA, 35545 nt
Organism: Xyrichtys novacula (pearly razorfish)
Lineage: Eukaryota; Metazoa; Chordata; Actinopteri; Labriformes; Labridae
Source: the annotation of a GenBank genome assembly